This is a messenger RNA of Hirsutella rhossiliensis, 276 nucleotides long. RefSeq lists its product as uncharacterized. The coding region runs from base 1 to 276 and encodes 91 amino acids. The record is from RefSeq and is a predicted model, not a curated record. Lineage: Eukaryota; Fungi; Ascomycota; Sordariomycetes; Hypocreales; Ophiocordycipitaceae. The transcript is spliced from 2 exons.
AUGGGCAACGACGGCCACGAGGCCCGCGUCCGGUCCUGGGGCUUCGGCCACGUCUUUACCUGGAGCGACGGGGCCAACGCUCACUACCCGCCUCACCGGCACGCUGGCUCCACGACGCACCUCAUCGUCUCGGGCGAGAUGACGCUGUGGUACCCCGACGAGGCGGACCGCGAAAAGGUCACCUACGGCCCCGGGGCCAGGGUCGACGUCGAGGCCCAGAGGAUGCAUGAGGUUUGGAUUGGGCCGCGAGGUUGUACCUACGUCAUUGGCGAGUGA